Messenger RNA from Blepharisma stoltei, 459 nucleotides. NCBI's taxonomy places the organism in Eukaryota, Ciliophora, Heterotrichea, Heterotrichida, Blepharismidae. The record is from the annotation of a GenBank genome assembly.
AUGAAAGCUCCUUACAAGUAUCCAUAUAUUUCGAUGUUCGUAAUUGGGUACUAUUUUCUUGAGCACCAAGGCUACUAUUACAAAUUAAGGAAAUAUUUUGGAUACCCUGAAGUAGAUGAGAUAAAUUACGUAGUAUCUAUGACUCCUGAAAAGUUAGUGAAAUUAGGAAAGGUUCCAAACAGAUUAAUGCUUCUUUAUUGCUACCAAAAUGAAAAAGAAGAGGAAAUAAAAGAAAUUAAGAGUGUAGCAAGAAAAUCAAAAGAAAAGAAAAGAAGCCCGAUUUUAUUCGGAGAAAUUAACUGUAAAGAAAAUGACCAAGCCUGCAAAGAGAUGAGCUUGAAGUCUUUCCCAUCAUUAGUGCUUCUUAAGGAAGGACAAUCAAUAGGAGAUUACACUGGGCCAUUGAUAAAGAACAAAAUUAUGAAAUUUAUUAAAAAUUCAACCCCAGCUUCUGAUUAA